Sphaerulina musiva SO2202 is the source of this 1503-nucleotide messenger RNA. RefSeq names its product phospholipase D/nuclease. NCBI's taxonomy places the organism in Eukaryota, Fungi, Ascomycota, Dothideomycetes, Mycosphaerellales, Mycosphaerellaceae. The transcript has a single exon. The coding region runs from base 1 to 1503 and encodes 500 amino acids. Gene Ontology annotation, molecular function: catalytic activity. The record is from RefSeq and is a predicted model, not a curated record.
AUGUCCUCCUCCCCCUCCCAAGCCCUCGCAACAAUCACCCCCCUCCCCUUCACCACCGGCCUCCAAAUCUACCAGACCUCCAUUCUGCCCGCAAUUCUAUCCGCGCAACACGAAGUCAUUCUGAUUACCUGUUUCUGGUCCACGGCGAGCGAGACACUUGCUCGUCUUCGUGAGACUUUACUGCAGUUGAGUGAGAAAAGUCAUGCUUUACAACAACAACAACAGAAGAAGAAGAAGGGGAAGGAACAACAAAAGAAAAUAAAAGUCCGAAUCGGUUUCUCCUCGUCUUCAGUUUGGCAGAAAUUAACUCAUACUUCUUCGAAGCAAGGGAAAGUUUAUUCUGGUGAGGAGGUUUUUGGGAAAAGGGGAUUGUUGUCACCAUCAUCAUCGUCAUUAUCGUCAUCAUCAUCAUCAUCAGAAAAAGAGGAAAAAGAAAAAGAAUUGUGGCGCGGUUUAGAUUUAGAAAUCAAGAGUAUUUUCUUCUUACCGUUUAGUGUAUGGCAUCCGAAAUUUGUCAUUGUGGAUCGCAAAGAGGUGUGGUUGCCGAGUUGUAAUGUUUCGUGGGAAGAAUGGUUUGAAGGAGGGGUGAGGGUGCAAGGGGAAGGGGUGGUGAGGAAGUUUGUGGAGUUUUGGGAGGAGAAUUGGAGGAGUGAGGGGGAUGGGGGAGGAGAAGAAGAAGAAGAGGAAGGAGAAGGAGAAGAAGAAGAAGGAGAAGAAGAAGAAGAAGAAGAAGAAGAAGAAGAAGAACCAGACCAAGACCAGGAAGACCAAGAAGACCAAGAAGAUUUCCACCACCACAACUCCCCUAGCACAACAACAACAACCCUCCCAAACAUACCCUACAAAUUCCUCCCCUCCCCACACCACCGCAACCCACACUUCCACCUCUUUCCCUGGCAACCCCCCUCUCCAGCCCCUCCAACCCCUCUCAACCUCGAACUCCUCCACCUCUUCACCACCGCGCACAAAAGCAUCUACAUCCAAACGCCCAAUCUCACCUGUGCACCCGUGCUCGACGCACUCUGGGGAGCAGCGGUCGAGCGGGGCGUGCAAGUGACGAUUGUGACGAGUGAGAGAUUGAUGAGGGUGGAACAACUCGUGACGGCGGGGAGGACGACGGGGUGGUGUGUGAGGGGGUUGGUGAAGAAGUAUCAGAGGGCGGUGCUGGAGCGGGAGCGGCGAAUGGGGGAUUUGGAAGCGGGGAGAGGGGGAACAAUGGGCUCGCUACGCGUGUCGUAUUAUGAACCACGUUCAGGAGCAGCGGCAAAGGCAAAGACAGGCGGCGAUGCGGAGCCCGUGCAGUCUCAUCUCAAACUCACCGUGGUGGACGAGGAAGCCAUCGUCUUCGGCAGUGGAAAUAUGGAUCGUGCAUCCUGGUACACAAGUCAAGAGCUAGGUGUAGCUUUUUACUCCCAUGAGCUAGUCACACAGGUGAUGCAGAGCCUACAAUCCGCGCUGGAGGGCCGCACAAAGCUAGUCUACGACAGCAGCACUCAAAGCUAA